Messenger RNA from Equus caballus (horse), 3348 nucleotides. RefSeq names its product olfactory receptor family 2 subfamily K member 2 (gene OR2K2). The record is from RefSeq and is a predicted model, not a curated record. Gene Ontology annotation, molecular function: G protein-coupled receptor activity; olfactory receptor activity. Gene Ontology annotation, biological process: G protein-coupled receptor signaling pathway; detection of chemical stimulus involved in sensory perception of smell. Gene Ontology annotation, cellular component: plasma membrane. NCBI's taxonomy places the organism in Eukaryota, Metazoa, Chordata, Mammalia, Perissodactyla, Equidae.
GACCAUAGGGGACACAUGGCACUAUGGGACACGUGGCCUUAAUGGCCACAGGGGACAGACGAGGCCACGCAGUGCGGGGGUCGGGGAAAGGGAGGACUGCUCAGGAAUGGCGGCGAGAGGGGCUUCGGCGCCCGACUGGAGGCGCCUGGGGACAGCCCCGACGCAGAAACCUUGGGGGCUCAGUCCGUCCUCCACUUUGUUGAGCAGCUUCACCACCUCAUCGUGGAUGAUGAACACGAUGGCCACGUCCACGGAGACCCGGCCCAGGGAGGGGCAGUGCCCUAGUAGGACGCCUUGAACUCCUCAUUCCUCUGGACCUGCGAGCAGCCGUCCAAACGCCCCAAUGUCUGCGCGCCUCCAGGCCCUGCAUCCGGGUCUCCAUCACGGCCACAGGCGUGUUCCCGAAGCUGCGCUCGCGAUAGCUCCGAAUCCCGCGUGAACAGCAGUUUCAAGGGCUUGGUGGGGUUGGGCGCGCGGUACCGGCUGCGCUCGAGGAAGCGGAUUGCCUGGCUGCAUCUCUGCUUCGGCACGGUGGCCGUGAGGCUCUGAUACGUCUCCUUCAGCCCUUGUUCCCGCAGUCCCCUUGACCCCGUGAAGAAUCCUCUGUCUUUUGGGUUAAGGGAGGUCUGGUCGUGGAUGAACUUCGCCUUGGUGGUGUCCAUGGGGCGCUCGACCACCAGGCCGUCUGCCACGCCGGCGCCCGUGCCGCACGGCAGCCCGCGCGUGCUGUCCAGCCAUCGUUGGGCGUCCGGCUCGUGGUUGCUGAGGAACAUCCCGAACCCGACGGCCGCCCUGGGGCUGGAGCCUAAGGCCUCGGUACAGGCCUGGAUGCCAGGGCUGCGGACCGUCUGCGGCACGCAAUCCUGAUGCUUGGUUCCGCGGAGGGUGCGAGCGCUCGUCCCUCUGCGGCUGCGUCUUCACGUCCUCGGUGGCGAAAGUGAUGCAAAUUGCGAUGCUGCCUGCGGGGACCGCGACCCGGGUCUUGAGACCCCCGGCCGCCCCCCCGGACUUUGCCCCGCGUCUGUGCCGCGGGGAGGCUGGCCGGGUCCCCAUGCGUCGCCGUAUUGUCCUGGCGAGGCGCGGAGGGGCGACGUGCCGGGCGAGUCCCUCCAGAGUGAACUUUUUAAAGAACGUAUCGUUUAUGAUCUGUUUGAGGGUAGUUUGGAGAGAUCUUGCCCUUUCAACACUAAAUACUUCAAUGUUUAAGAACAAGGACAUCCUCUUACGUCACCACAGUGCAAUUAUGAAGAUCAGGAAAUUUAACUCUGAUACAAUGCUAUUAUUUAAUCCACAGCCCAUAUUCAGAUUUUGUCUACUGUCCUAAUAAUGUCCUUUAGAGAGAAUUCUUUCCUUGUCCACUAUUCAGUGCUGGGUCAUGCAUUGCAUUUAGUUUUCUUGUCUCUAAUCACCUGGAACGUUUCCUUAGCCUUUUUGUUUGUAUCCUGACCUUGACAUUUUUGAAAAGUAUAGACCGGUUAUUUUGCAGAAUAUCCUUCAGCUUGAUUUUGUCUGGUUUUUCCUCUUGGUUAGAUUCAGGUUAUGUAUAUUCGACAGGAAUACUAAAGAAGUGGUAUUAUGUCCUCAGUGCGUCAUAUCAGAAGGCACCUGGAGUCAAUUUGUCCCGUCGUUGGUGAUGUUAAGCUAACUUUAUGAAGUACGUCAUGAAACAGUAUUUUAUUUGGAGUUGGUGACAAGGGAGUUCAGAUGAAAUGAAGAGAAUAAGGCUAGAAUCACUACAGGUGAGUGGAAGGAAAUGCAAGGAGAAAACCUCACCAUCUGGAGCCUUUUUUUCCUGGAGGGUUUUUCGAGAUACCCAGAGUUAGAGAUCGUUCUCUUUGUCUUCAGCCUUGUAAUGUAUCUGAUAACCCUCCUGGGCAACAGCACUCUUAUUUUAAUCGCUGUCCUAGAUUCAUGCCUUCAAAGCCCCAUGUACUUGUUCCUGGGGAAUCUCUCUUUCAUGGAUAUUUGUUACACAUCUGCUUCUAUUCCCACUUUGCUGGUGAACCUGCUGUCAUGCCAGAAAACCAUUAUCUUUUCUGGGUGUGCUGUACAGAUGUAUGUGUCCCUUGCCAUGGGCUCCACGGAGUGUGUGCUCCUGGCUGUCAUGGCGUAUGACCGUUAUGUCGCCAUUUGCAACCCGCUGAGAUACCCCAUCGUCAUGAACAGGCAGGUCUGUGUGCAGUUGGCCACUGUCUCCUGGGUGACCGGCUGUCUGACCGCCCUGCUGGAAGCCAGUUUCGCCCUGCAGAUACCGCUUUGUGGGAAUCUCAUCGAUCACUUCACAUGCGAAAUUCUGGCCGUGCUGAAGUUAGCUUGCACAAGUUCACUGCUCAUGGACAUGGUCAUGCUGGUGGUCAGCGUGCUCCUCCUGCCCAUUCCACUGCUGUUAAUAUGCAUCUCCUAUGUCUUCAUCCUUUCUACUGUUCUGAGAAUCAGCUCAGCAGAGGGAAGAAACAAGGCUUUUUCUACGUGUGGUGCCCACUUGACCGUAGUGAUCUUGUAUUAUGGGGCUGCCCUCUCCAUGUACUUAAAACCUUCUUCAUCAAGCUCACAAGAAAUAGAUAAAGUCAUCUCAUUGCUUUAUGGAGUCCUUACCCCUAUGUUGAACCCCAUAAUUUACAGUUUAAGAAACAAGGAAGUCAAAGAUGCUAUGAAAAGACUACUGGGCAGAAUAACAUUGCAUCAGACACGUGAAAAUCUCUGACUGGGUGCCUGUGGCUUUUCCAGGAGUGCGCUCCUGGCAGAACUUGCCAGAGAAAUUCUAGACGAUAUACUCACCCUCAGAACACUGACUUGAACCUUAGCUCUAUAAUCACACAGAGUGAUUGCCUAUGAAUAAUAGUAGGCUCCAAUUUGCAUUUAGUAAUAUUUUCCAUCUUUUGUGUUUCGUGGUUGUGAGAAGUUUUGGACUAUAGAGUUAUUACAAGUUUGCUCCAGAAGGAAACUUGGAUAAAUUUAGUCAGUGAAUGUCGGUGCCAGAAGAAACUUGUAUAUCCUCUCUGCCUUAAGUCCUUUCUGGAAUGAGGCAGGAGCACAAAGAAACAAGAAAAGAUCGUCCUUGAUUAUGCAAGUGAGAAAACAGAAAGGAAAAUUAAAAGACUUGCUCAACAUCACACAAUUGCAGAACCAGAACUGCAACCCUUAUCCUUUCCACUUCUUUGCUGGAUCUUGUUCUCCCACACUGUGGUGGCUCCCUAACUACCCUUCCUCAUCCGGAACUCCUGAUUAAAACUGGAGGCUGGCCCGGUGGCCCAGCGGUUAAGUGCGCAUGUUCUGCUUCAGCGGCCUGGAGUUCGCCGGUUUGGAUCCCGGGUGUGGACAUGGCACUGCUUGGCGAGCCAUGCUGUG